Messenger RNA from Austrofundulus limnaeus, 1285 nucleotides. RefSeq names its product transmembrane protein 161A. Lineage: Eukaryota; Metazoa; Chordata; Actinopteri; Cyprinodontiformes; Rivulidae. The record is from RefSeq and is a predicted model, not a curated record.
AGUGUCCAGCGCAGCCUUUGACAGCGUGCGUCUGUGGACCAUCGUGGCGCUGUGCGUGCUGCGGCUGGCGCUGACUCGUUAUCACCUGCAGGCCUACCUCAACUUAGCUCAGAAGUGGGUGGAGCAGAUGAAGAAGGAGGCGGGACGGAUUGCUGCCAUUGACAUCCAGAGGAAGGUUACACGUGUGUGUUGUUACCUGACAGUAGUCACUCUGCAGUAUUUAGUUCCAGUUCUGCUCAUCCUCUUCUCCACUCUGUCACUUAAAGCACUCGGAGACUUCUCCUGGGGUAUAGUUACUGAGGCGACCCCCGGGGUGACGCAAGCGCCAAUAAUCCCCACAGCAGCUCCUGUGCUGCCCGGUGGUCUCGACGAAGAUGAGGAAGAGGAGGAGGACGUCCAGGCCACAGUAGCUCAUCUGUUGGAGGCGUUCACGGCGCUGCGGGCCGUCUUGACUCCUCUUUUCUUCCGUGGUUUGUUUGCGUUCUUCACCUGGUGGGUGGCUGCCUGUCAGCUCAUCAGUUCUCUGUUUGGCAUUUAUUUCCAUCAGUACUUAAUGCAGAACUGAGGAAAUCAGAACUCCGUAGAUCCAUCCCUAACCUAAAGAGACAUUUUCUGAAAAUACACAGAUUGUGUGUUUGUCUUUCUGUUAAUGAGUUUGAUUAAUAUAGGACUGCUAGCAUCAACAACACAAAUAUACAGAAAGCACAGGGGCUCAGAUCACAAAGCAAGUUCAGUGUUUUCCAUUUGCUACUGUUUUUUUUAAGGUUUUUCUACAGAAAAUGUAAUAUGGACAGCUUGUUUAGCAGAGCAGUAGCAUUUUUUCCACAUCCUUUCUUAUGUGCUCCAAAACUGCAGAGAAAACCAUUCAUAACUAGCUGCUCAGAUUACAAAUCAGAAUGUGGGUUUACUUUUUUUUGAAGGAUCCCUUGUUAAGUUCACAGAAAUGUUUGCUUCCAUGAAAUGAAGUUCAGUCAGUUUAUCAAAUGUGAUCUUAUUUAAUCAAAGUAGCACUGAGAAGCUUUGCUGUCUUGCGUGAUGCCUAGUUCAUGGGAAAAAUAUUGUAGAAAUUAAUUAGUGUCAUAGCUUUGAAUUCUAUAGCAUAAAAAAUUUAAAAAACACAGACAGCACCUCAUUGUUGCCUAAUAGAUGCACCUACAACUCCCAGCCAGUGGGGGGUGCUACAGUUCAGGGCUUAAGGUGCAAAUACCAAAAUUUCUUUUCUUUUCUUUUUUUCUUGCUUCGUCUCAGCUUAUUUCCUGAAAACUCAACGAUAUAGUUUUAUAUG